CUAGCUAGUUGAAAAACACACCGUUGAUUAUCCGGAUUAAUGUUAGAACUAAGGCGUACUUCACAUACUUUACGAAGGCGAGCGCAUAUAAAAGCAAUCAAACAAUUUAGGGAAGUGCAUAGUUUUUUAAGUCGUGAAUUUUCAUCUCUCGUCCACGAAAAAAAUUUUUUCAUGUAUUCUGUACGGCUUUUGGGUCUACUCGCAGUGGGCCUCUUCGCAGCCGACGGAUUUCGGUUCAGUUUUGAGCCGAAGUGCGGCAAAAUUACUAAUCCAUUAUGCAGCCGUGUACUCCCGUACAACUUAACGCGUUUUCCAAACAUAUUUGGUCAUCAAAGCGAAUUUAUAGCCAACAGAGCCAUUCAGCUAUUUAGCCCUCUGGUGAAGCAAGCGAACUGCUCCAAACACGCCGAGUUUUUCCUUUGCUCCUUCUAUCUGCCGAUAUGCUUGCCAGGAAUCGAAGAAGAGAACGUAAUAAGGCCCUGCCGUUCCUUGUGCGAGCGAAUCAAGGCGGACUGUUCAGCCGUAAUACAGUACUGGCCGAGCUUUGUGAAAUGCGAAGAACUACCUCAGUUCAAAGAUAGUGUGUGUAUUCAGCCGGAAUCUUUUAUUGCUGAGCCAAAACCAACAAGUAAGUGAUUAUGAGAUUCGUUUUGUAUUUCAAGCGCGGUUUAUGUACUGAUCACAAUGCCUUUCAGUAAGGGCCAAUUUGUGGCUUUGAUAUCAGAGAUAACUAAUUACGUUGAAGAGCAUUAGCGCGCAAGUUACCCGCUAGGUAGACUUAAAUGAUGCUCUCUCCAUUUCUCCGCAAGAAAACAGGUCGAAGAGUUGUGAUAAAGCACUUCAAGAUCUUAAAAGCUGUCUUACAGAGGCUGCUUGCGAUGGCUGCUGAUCGUAAGACAGAUAUUUUCAACAAGACAGCUUCCUGAAAUAAUGAAGAAAUGCGAAGUUACUGGUGUGUACUAGCGACGUGGCCGAGAGUGAAUUUUUGCCGAAGAAUCGACUAUCAUCAUUUUCAAGACCUAUUUGUCGUAAUUUUUAGGGAAAUUAACACUAAGUUAACGAUGAUAAGACAAUUUUCAUGGCACUUAGCAGGAAAAUUUGAACUAAAAGUUAUUUUCGUUGGUUUUCAUGAUCGUGAAGACAUUUUGUGUGAAGUCGGUUAACGGGUGAAGAGUGGGUGUAAACAACACAGCGGUGAGCGAUACCACUAUUUCAUAGAGUCAAAGUGUGCUACCAUUCUUUCUCCUGAAGCUCGAGUGUUUAUUUGGAAUCAGUGAACAAAAGCAAUAGCUCUCGUACAUCUUACACUGGGAUUGAAAUGAUUCAUCGUUUCUAAUUUUUGGAAAAUUAAACUCUUCUUCAUUUAUUAUUCGUAAAGAAAACAAAGUUUCUCUCGAUCAUUCUCUCGCGAGAACAACUUCAAAAGAUCACGUCGAAAAUCUGACUCAAAACUCCAUUGAAAAUCUCAGAGACAAAUGUUUUAAUUUCCAUUACUGAGAUAAGCGCUAUCAGAUACGAUAAGAUGAGAUCCUUCAGCAAGUAUCUUUGAAAUUUAAAACAGGAGAUUUCAAUGUGUGCGUCUGCUCAUUAAGAGGCCUGAGACACCCACUUCAUUACAAGAUUUAUCCCACGGAUGUUGGCAAAUUGAUUGGUGGUACUUAAUGAAUGAAUACGCUGAAAUAAUUUCCUGAAUGUACAGCCCACCUUGCGAAUUUCUUAUCCGGCUCAUCCGGAAUGUUUGUUUUGGAUUUACGUUCAUAUGUUGUCGGAACUCUUCUGAAAGUGUCAAUUUUUCAGCAUUCUCCCGAUAAAAUUUUUCAUUUGUCAGUGAUUGAUAGUGUUGUGUAAGAUAGAUACAAUAACCACAGAUGAUUAUUAAGAUAUCAUUGAUAGAGACGGCGGCCAUUAUGACCUCAUUGUCGCUUACUUCUUUUCACGCAAUGAUCAUGUGGGGAUCAAAUAGGGUCAAUUAUAACAAAGCGAAUAAAACAAACAAAGCAUGACAAAAAACACAAACUCGAACAGACCAAAAAACAGUGUUUUAGGGUUAAGGUAAAGUUAAGGCAUUUUCGAUUUGGCCAAACGUUUUAUAUAAACGUCAAUUUUGUAGACAGUGUCAGGAAGGCUUAUACCUAACACCUGAAAACAAGAAGGAAAAAAAUUAUCCUUGAACUUAUCACCCAUAAAACUGAAAACCUGAGGUCCGCGGAUUUUCUAAAACGGCACGUUACUUCAGACGUCGUUUAAAUCAUUAUCCCAAAACCUGAAUGCAUUUAUUCGAUUAUUAGGCUGUUUCUUUUAAGAUAUGAUUCGUGCAAUUGCCGAUAUGUCACAUCACAGACCCUCGGAAAGACGAUAUCCGUGACAGGACAUACACGAGUCAAAGCUUAUGUGACGUUGGAAAAAGUCAAAGGAACACUGUCAUCCGUGCAUGAUACCCUUGAAGCUCGCUUAAAAAUAAAAAUCAAGCUUCACACACGGAGAAAACCGCAAGAACUAUGAACGGAUGAUCGGCAGGGCGGAUGUCGUUUGUUGUGGGUGGAUCAAAGCAACAGUGUACAUACUAACUAACAACUUUUUUUGUUUUUACAUCAAUUUUUAAGACAUCCGGUUUUUUUUAUCCAAUUUCAGAGAUCGUUAAUGUCGCUCCGUGCGAGAGUAGACCUCCAGCUGAUUACAGGUUUUAUGCCAGCGGCCAGUAUGAUUAUGGUAAGAAUAUACAUAUGCUUGAAACUGAAAAAAAGUGUUUUUUUUUAUCAAGCAAAACGAAACCUUCAGGUUAGGUGACUAAAACAGCUAAAUACCACGAUUAGUUUUCCCUGUUAAAUAUAGAAAAACAAGAUCUAAUUCAGCUUUUUCGACUGAAAAUGACAAUUCACCCUUCCAGCGGAUUUCAAUGAUGAAGAAAAAGCCGCCAUUGUAACAUAUGUGUACUUAUCACGGUUAACUUCAUCGGCAAUAGCGAUCCCAGUGCAAUUGUAGGGAAUAGCCGUGAAGUAGAUUUUUAAAGCUGUUGGACUCUCUUGAAAACUCUGAUCUUAAAAUUAUCUUAUAUAAAUUAAAGGUUCACAGGCUUCCACAUCAAUGAUCUCUGUUGUAAUCUUUCAGCCAUGAAAUUCAAGGUAAUUUUGAUUGAAAAACGUGAAAACCAAGAGACGAUAUUCCAUGGGAAAGCCGCCAAAGUUUAUAAACAAGGUUAUGUUCCAAUCCACAAAGGGCGUGUGGAGAUCUGGAGUUAUACCAAUUCGACGUGCCCCUCUCUUAGGGCAGGGCGGGCAUUCCUUAUCAGUGGACACGAGGAUGCUCUCAGAAAAAAACUGCUCCUGUCGUCCACUAGCUUGAUAGAAGCCUGGAGCGGAGAGACAAUGCGCAAAGUGAGAAAGUGGCUCAGAAUUGAGAGCAAACUUGCCAUGCAAAAAAAUAGAAACAGGUAAGCUUAGCACUUGAUUGUUUUGACUUAACACCAAUAGUAGAUAGACCAGUGGAUAGGCAGGUAGAUAGACCAGUUCUCUGUCCGACUGCACCAGCAACAAUAAUAACAAACAAAAACCAACUUACGAAAAGACAAUAACACAAGAUAAUUAAAUGGUAACAGCAUGAAACAUGGCAAGAGAUUAUGAACAGUUUAUAAUGUCUUUAACAUGCCUAAAUUGAAUUGUACAUUAUAUAGUUUAGAUACAUUUGCCAACUUUCCCGUUUGCAGCUUCAGGCGAUAAUUUUGUAGCGUAAAUAUCUCAAUUUCUAAAUAAGUCUAUUUCUCUUGAGCACCGACAGCCAAUACCUUUAGGUUGAAAUUGAUUGACGCAUAUAAAUCAAACAUACAAACUGUAACUAACAAGAAACAGGCCCGCAGAAAGCUUGUCUGUUAUUUAAAUGAGUUACUUUUUAGCACCAGUUUUGUGUUGCACAUAAUAAAAAAUUCAGGGGACAUGACAUGAAAUCAUUGUCAUGAGCAUUACAUUCCUAAGACAUACUUUUCCUUUUUUCUCUUACAGUGUGCCAAACAAAGAGAUUCGAGAAAAACUGUGA
Molecule: messenger RNA, 4029 nt
Organism: Pocillopora meandrina
Lineage: Eukaryota; Metazoa; Cnidaria; Anthozoa; Scleractinia; Pocilloporidae
Source: the annotation of a GenBank genome assembly